Molecule: messenger RNA, 2917 nt
Organism: Xiphias gladius (swordfish)
Lineage: Eukaryota; Metazoa; Chordata; Actinopteri; Istiophoriformes; Xiphiidae
Gene: picalma
Product: phosphatidylinositol binding clathrin assembly protein a
Exons: 22
Coding region: 227-2155 (642 amino acids)
Biological process (GO): clathrin coat assembly; clathrin-dependent endocytosis; synaptic vesicle budding from presynaptic endocytic zone membrane
Cellular component (GO): clathrin-coated pit; extrinsic component of presynaptic endocytic zone membrane; synaptic vesicle
Molecular function (GO): phosphatidylinositol-4,5-bisphosphate binding; 1-phosphatidylinositol binding; clathrin heavy chain binding
Source: RefSeq, a predicted model, not a curated record
CGUCUGUUUAGCUACGGUAUGGGUGAAAGACUUGCACGGGGAGGGAAGAGGACGUUGUAGACGUGAGGGAUCGAUUAGAAGACUGGGUGCUUAUCUUAAAGUCAUUAAAUAUUGUUGUCAGGUGGCACAGAGCAUUUGAACACCGAAACCAUCCACAAAGCCAAACUAUCCCGCUGAAUUCGGAAACGUUUCUAUAACGGUGACCGAUUAUUUGAUCCGAUACAGGAUGUCUGGACAGAGCAUUACAGACAGGAUAACCGCCGCACAGCACAGUGUCACCGGUUCGGCGAUUUCCAAAACUGUUUGCAAGGCAACCACGCAUGAAAUAAUGGGGCCAAAAAAGAAACAUUUGGAUUACUUGAUUCAGUGCACAAAUGAGAUGAAUGUGAACAUCCCUCAGCUGGCUGACACACUGUUUGAGAGGACCACUAACACCAGCUGGGUGGUUGUCUUCAAGUCCCUCACCACCACACACCAUCUGAUGGUCUAUGGCAAUGAGAGGUUUAUACAGUAUCUGGCCUCAAGGAACACACUAUUCAACCUCAGCAAUUUUUUGGAUAAAAGUGGCCUACAAGGCUAUGAUAUGUCAACCUUCAUAAGGAGGUAUAGCCGCUACCUGAAUGAGAAGGCUGUGUCCUACAGACAGGUCGCUUUUGACUUCACUAAAGUAAAAAGGGGGUCUGAUGGAUUGAUGAGAACCAUGAACACAGAGAAACUCCUCAAGACCAUCCCUAUCAUCCAAAAUCAAAUGGAUGUGUUACUUGAUUUCAAUGUCAAUGCCAAUGAACUGACAAAUGGUGUGAUCAACGCAGCCUUCAUGCUUCUGUUCAAAGAUGCAAUCCGACUGUUUGCAGCCUACAAUGAGGGCAUAAUCAACCUCCUGGAGAAAUACUUUGACAUGAAGAAAGUCCAGUGCAAAGAUGGACUUGACAUUUACAAGAAAUUCCUUACACGAAUGACAAGAAUCUCAGAGUUCCUUAAAGUUGCAGAGCAAGUGGGCAUUGAUCGAGGGGACAUCCCAGAUCUGUCUCAGGCCCCCAGCAGCUUGCUGGAUGCCCUGGAACAGCACUUGGCCUCUUUAGAGGGAAAGAAAGUCAAAGACUCAACAGCAGCCAGCAGGGCUAGCACCCUCUCCAAUGCUGUCUCCUCCCUGGCCAACACCGGCAUAUCUUUCACCAAAGUGGAUGAGAGGGAAAAACAGGCAGCCCUGGAGGAAGAGCAGGCUCGCCUAAAAGCACUAAAAGAGCAGCGUCUGAAAGAGCUCCAGAAGAAUCCUGCUACAGCCACCACAGACUCCUCCCCAGUCUCCACAGUGGACGGAACCAUUAAUUCAGCCCCUGCCAUUGACCUCUUCUCCACCCCCAGCUCCACCAACAGCACGUCCAUGGCAGCCAAUGAUCUUCUGGACCUGCAGCCAGCUUUCCGGCAGUCGCUGACUCUUUCCACCACCAACACAUGGGGAGAUCAGUACACUACCUUUUUUGACUCAGGCUCUUCCCUGGCAUCUGAUCUUGAUACUGCUGCGCAGAUAGAGACAUUUAUCAAAGACUCCUUCUGUGGGCCAAGCCCUUACACCACUCUCUUCCAAUCUGAGCCCACUGCUGUAGCUGGUCUAUUCAGAGGGUUUACAGCCUCCCCAACACCACAGCAGCCACAGAACUCUCGAGGCCUUAAUGCUGACUUUGACUCAGUAUUUGGCAACAACACCUAUGCCAACAACCUGGAUUCUACAGAUGUUUUAGGUGGCAUCCUCAAACCCACAGUGGCAUCUUCACCCAAUCAAGCCCAACAACCCAACAAGCUGGUGUCCAAUGACCUGGACUCCUCACUAGCUAAUCUCGUCGGCAAUCUGGGAAUUGGCAAUGGCACAGCAAAAAAUGAUCUUCACUGGAGUCAGCCUGGUGAGAAGAAACUGACAGGUGGAACCAGCUGGCAACCCAAGACAGCCCCUUCUACCACCUGGAACCCAGCAACCAUGGCGCCAUCUGUCAUGGCCUUCCCUGCAACCACACCGACAGGCAUGAUGGCAUAUGCAAUACCUCCCCACAUGGGCUCCAUGAUGAUGACACAGCCCACUAUGAUGUACACCCAGCCUGUGAUGAGGCCAGCCAAUCCCUUCGGCUCCAAUCCAGGUGCACAGAUGCAGUUUAUGUAACCUGGGGGGGGGAGUCUUUCCCAUCUGAAGAUGAUUUACAACAAAGUCAACUAUCCGAGCAAACCUGUGGUUUGCUUCUAUUGACCUCACCUCUCUCUGAGAAUGAAAGGCCCAAAUAAGACUUUGAAUAAAAUAAUGGUGACUCGGAGCAUCACAGUGGACAUUGUGCCCAUCUAGUCAUUUCUAAGUCUUAGGAGAAGAGUGCGUGCUGCCAUUCAAAUCAUGUGGACAGGGAACAGCCCCUACUGUAUCCUGGACUAAGAGAAACACAACACCCAAAGGGAGAGCUUUCUGACAUCACUUUUUAUGUAUACCUACAUGUGUAUGUAAAAGCAAAAUUGGGUUGUUGUCUCAUACACAAAUUGAGUUUUCUUUUUGUUUUUUGUUUUUUUGUUUGGUUUUUUUUGUUCUUUUUUUGUUGUUUUUUGGUGUCGCUUUCUCCAGGUGAGGCUGGGAGAGUCACCUCUUUUGAUUAUCAAUCAUGAUUACCUUCUUAAAGCAUCCUCAAAUUUGGAAAACAAAUGCAAACUCCUGUUUAUACUACACAUUUUUGUUUUCUUUCUUUUUUAUGUAUUGUUUGCAGUAGACAUUCCUUGUGUACUGUUUGUAUUUAUUUAUGAUUACCUAUAGAGAGGACGACAUUAUUAAACAAAUUGGUCACUGAAUUCCUCCAUGUGGAAGGUUUUCAGGUUUAUACAUAGGUAUGAUUGAUUGUAGAAUUGGAUUUUGAGUGAUUGAGAUUAUUUAAAAAAAAAAAAGGAG